AUGCCCGUUAAUAUUAAAGACAAACGGAAAUAUACCGAUCAACAACUGAUCUUGGCAAUCCACGAAGUCAGGUUCCUCGGCUUCAGCAUCAAGUGUGCGGCUCGUCGCAACAAUGUUCCAAAAACCACCUUAAUGGUUCGCCUCAGAGGUGGUAAAAGUCGAAGAGAGGGCCACGAGGCGAGUCAACGCAUCUCUGUCGCAGAGGAAAAGCUGAUCGUGUCUUGGUACGUGCUGCAAGACGCGUUUGGCCUUGCCCCUACAAUGAGGCAGAUUACAGGGCUCGUUACAAAGUUCUUGGUAGAUCUUGGCGACGACCGACCACUAAGCCAAGGUUGGAUGGGCCACUUUAUUGAGAGACAUGGGCCAAUCAAGCAAAUUGAAGCAAAGAACCGUGCCAAGAAUGGGCUAACUAUCAUUACACCAGAGGCUUCACAGAUGUUCUAUCAGAUAAUAAACAACCCUACACUUGUCAAAAGCAGGCCGGAAACAGCCAGUGAAGCCAAUCAGGCUAUUAUAGUCCCCUUCAGGUAG
Molecule: messenger RNA, 531 nt
Organism: Fusarium venenatum
Lineage: Eukaryota; Fungi; Ascomycota; Sordariomycetes; Hypocreales; Nectriaceae
Source: RefSeq, a predicted model, not a curated record